Messenger RNA from Sinocyclocheilus grahami, 1228 nucleotides. RefSeq names its product GINS complex subunit 1 (Psf1 homolog) (gene gins1). Gene Ontology annotation, cellular component: GINS complex. The record is from RefSeq and is a predicted model, not a curated record. The transcript is spliced from 6 exons. Gene Ontology annotation, biological process: DNA strand elongation involved in mitotic DNA replication; DNA replication. The coding region runs from base 1 to 456 and encodes 151 amino acids. NCBI's taxonomy places the organism in Eukaryota, Metazoa, Chordata, Actinopteri, Cypriniformes, Cyprinidae.
AUGCAGAAUGAGGCAAAGACAGAGGGCAAGAGUGAGCUGAUACCAACCAUCAAGUUCCGCCACAGCUGCCUGCUGAGAAACCAGCGCUGUAUCGCGGCUUACCUUUAUGAUCGCCUCCUGCGAAUCCGUGCUCUCAGAUGGGAGUAUGGCAGUGUGCUGCCCACAACCAUUAGGUUUCAUAUGUGUGCUGAAGAGAUGGAGUGGUUCAAUCAGUACAAAAAGUCUUUGGCAACCUAUAUGAGGUCAAUAGGUGGAGAGGAAGGUUUGGACAUAACACAGGAUAUGAAGCCUCCUAAGAGUUUAUACAUUGAGGUGCGCUGUCUUAAAGACCAUGGAGAAUUUGAAAUAGAUGAUGGCACCAUCAUUCUCUUGAAGAAAAAUAUCCAGCACCUUUUACCCAGAUGGAAAUGUGAGCAGCUUAUUCAGCAGGGUGUAUUAGAGCACUUCAUCUCCUAAAAAUAAAUAAAGUAUUGUAUUGUGGAUAAUUUCCUUCACAUUCAUUUAGAUGACUCAGCUUUAAAUUUGAGUGAUUUGUCUUUUCAGAAAGCAGCACAACUUUACUUGGUCACAUUCUUUACAGUGGUACAUGAUGCAUUUACAACAGUUUCAUCUCCCAACAGUUAGCCAGCUCUUUUAAACAAGAUGUACAUCAUAAGAGACAUCCGCAACACUUACAAUAAUUUAUAUCAAAGUGGACAUUAGUGCAUCAUGAUUGACAAUGGUGAAAUUUCAAGAUAGUAUUUGUAUCAAAACUGUACAUUGCGUGAAUACUGUGCUUUUGGUUAUUGCACCUCAAGGGGCAUUAAAAAGAAUGUCUUAUUUUACUAGCAGUUAUUGAAGCCAACAAAUUCACAAGAACGCUUGCGGUUUGUACCCUACAUCACAGUGAACAAUUGAAGGAAUGUGUAAUGUUCUGUCCUUAACGAAUGAUCAAAUCUCAUACUACAAAAGUCUUGUUCAUUGGUAUUUGUUUGCCUCUGAAGAGACCAUUAAAUUAACAUAACCCUUCGUCCUCUUUAUACUCUUGAAAACAGCACGAUUUAAUACAAUAUGCUGUUACGGUAACUGUAAGACUUUGCAUUAUCUGUGCUUUCAUUUUAACACUAAGAGUGCUUUAAAAAAAAAAAAAAACAUGUUUUGCAUCAAAAGACAAAAGUGCACUAGCGCAGUGGUUCCCAACCCUGGUCCUGGAGGCACCCCAACACUGCACAUUUUGCAUGUCUCCUUU